AUGACGAAUCAUGUUUUCCGAUGGGCAGUCUGCGCGGCGCUGGAUAAGGCCGGCGUUCGAAUGUUUGCCUCGGCACGCCAGUUGCACGCAGGGGCUAGACGCAAGUCAAAAUUUGCGAGUCGAACAAAAUCACUUUUGAUCCGAAUGAAACAUGCUAUUUUGUCUGCAACCGAAACAAAUAACUCAAAUAAAUAUGUGAAGUUACCACCAAUACCGUGCCAUAUGUAUGCAAUGCAACAAAUAUUGAAAAAUAAUCCGUGUGGCUCCCUGAUAGAAACAUUUGUUGAACGCAGUGACAUUCUGGGGCAAAUCAUCUGUUCUCGAAGAAAAUUUGAGAAUGAAAAUGCCUCUGAAUUGAAGGAACCACCUAAUUUAGGAACAGAAAGAUGUCAGAAGCGUACUAUGAAAAAGUUUGGGAGGGAUAAAGAAUCCUGCACCCUCAAGAACUUUCAACCCUGGAUAUGUCCCGGCGCCCAAUUGGAACCAGCCCCCCCCUGCCUUUGUGACUCCCUCUUCUACGACCCCCCGAUAGACAGUUGCGUGGCCCUGUCUGAUUGCAGCUUACAAGCUGCGCUGCCCGAAGCUUCGGACUUCAGUUCACGCAUCGAAGUUGCAUGGUAUGUCCCGGCGCCCAAUUGGACCAGGGCUCCCCCUGCCAUUGUGGCUCCCUCUACCACGACCCGCCGACCAACAGCUGCGUCGCCCUGUCUGAUUGCAGCUCCCAAGCUGCGCUCCCCGAAGCCAGUUACCGUAUCGCCGUGUCCGGAUCGCACUCGCAAAGGGAUCCAGGCAAACCAUUCUGAGGAUAUAAUAAAACUUGUGAACGACACCAAUUUAAAGACAAAUGCCCAAGACUAUUUGAAAAAAUUUAAGUAUAAGUAUAUCUCAGUUGCUUUGGACAAAGUCCAAAGAAACACUUGCACUAUAGGAGAGGCUACAGAGAUAUGGCUAGAACUUUUAGAAGCAUUCGAGACUGAACAAGCAAAUGGAGAAUUUUUGGUGAGUGAUACGAAUAAAGUGAAGGAACGUAUGGAAAUGGCUUCAACCCCGCCAGCUCAUUUUUUGGCAAAUUUGCUUGAUCAUCGCUUCAGAGAAGCAUUUCCAAUUAUUAUUAAUUACCAGGCAAAGUGUGCACCCUUUGAACAUAUGUUUUCUAAACAUCUGAUUGAAAAUGAGAAUUCAAAAGUAAAACCAUUGGCAUGGUGGCGUUCUAUGAACAAUAUAAAUACGACAUCAAUGGAACUUGCUCAACAGCUUCAUACAGCUAUUGCAUUGUCAGCCAACAUAGAAAGACUCUUCUCAUCAUACGGUUCAGUCCAUUCAUCAGAACUACGUAAUCGGCUAGGCAAUGUCAAAGCGGCUAAGUUGGUUUCAAUUCUCAAAGAACUUUAUUCGAUCAGUGAUGACGUGACUGAUGAGAUUGAUGAUUAUGAGAUUGAAAGAGUGUGA
This is a messenger RNA of Phaedon cochleariae (mustard beetle), 1449 nucleotides long. Lineage: Eukaryota; Metazoa; Arthropoda; Insecta; Coleoptera; Chrysomelidae. The record is from the annotation of a GenBank genome assembly.